AUGGAUGAAAAUGAAACAAUUGAACCGGACAAGGAUAAUUUCAUCGUUCGUGAUCAAAGCUACCCGGAUGAUUGGCAAUCGGAGACUACCUCUAUAGGCUCCUCAAUAUAUAGGGGACUUAUGGAAAAUGGGCGUCGUUAUCAGUCGUUGCGCAAUGAGGAUUAUCUCGUUCCGUCGGACGAAUUGCAAUUCGAAACAUAUGAAGCUGGGAACCUCCUAGCUAUAAUUAUGGACUCCGAUAGAGAAAACCCGCUCUUCAGAUCCCCUAUAGGUGAAGAACCACAACAUAUUCUGGACAUUGGAACUGGAGAGGGCAGUUGGGCAGUCGAUGUCGCAGAUAGGUUCCCUAAUACGAUUGUUCGCGGCGUUGACCUUUUUCCGCCCCCCAUAACAUGGAUGCCCCCAAACUGCAUCCUAGAAGUCGACGACGCAAUGCAACCCUGGACCUGGAGAGAACCAUUUGACCUCGUUCACAUGCGCCUCAUGACAGCCUCCUGGAACGAUUCAGAGUGGGACGCAGUCUACAAGCAAUGCUACGACAACAUCAAGCCAGGCGGCUGGAUCGAACAACUCGAAGCCCAACCCGACAUCGAAUGCGACGACGCAAGCCUACCAGCCGACAACAUAAUUCGAACAUGGGGCCCCUACACACGCGAGUGCGCGCGCAAGUCUGGCCGCGAGCUGAACGCCCUGCUUAUCAUGACGGACAAGAUACGCAAGGCUGGGUUCGUGGAUAUCCAGGAACAGGAAUACAAGUGGCCGAUUGGACCGUGGCCGAGGGAUAAGCGGUUGAAGGAGGCGGGCAUGGUGAACUAUCAUCACUUUAUGUCUGGGAUGGAGGGGUGGUGCAUGCAUCUGCUUACAAAGUUUGGGUCGCCGGAGCCGUGGAGUAAGGAGGAGGUUAUUGUUUAUACGUCGAAUUUGCGGCGGGAGCUGAAGAAUCCGCGGUAUCAUACUUAUUUGAGGGCGAAACGUGUGUGGGCUCGGAAGCCGUUUCCGGAUGAGUUGGAAGAGAGGAUUGGGAUUAAGGAUGAGCCUUUGACGUUGAUUUGA
This is a messenger RNA of Penicillium verhagenii, 1053 nucleotides long. Its product is annotated as class I SAM-dependent methyltransferase. The record is from RefSeq and is a predicted model, not a curated record. The transcript has 10 exons. Lineage: Eukaryota; Fungi; Ascomycota; Eurotiomycetes; Eurotiales; Aspergillaceae. Bases 1 to 1053 code for a protein of 350 amino acids. Gene Ontology annotation, molecular function: methyltransferase activity.